Molecule: messenger RNA, 761 nt
Organism: Cynocephalus volans (Philippine flying lemur)
Lineage: Eukaryota; Metazoa; Chordata; Mammalia; Dermoptera; Cynocephalidae
Product: cytochrome c oxidase assembly factor 3 homolog, mitochondrial
Exons: 2
Coding region: 30-350 (106 amino acids)
Biological process (GO): mitochondrial respiratory chain complex IV assembly
Cellular component (GO): mitochondrial inner membrane
Source: RefSeq, a predicted model, not a curated record
CCCAGGACUGCGACGUGGGUAACAGCAGCAUGGCGGCGUCAGGAGCUGGUGAGCCUGUCGAUGCUAAGCGUGAAAAGGCCCCGUUUGCUCAGCGCAUCGAGCGCACUCGGGAGAAACUGACUCCUGCUCAACUGCAAUUCAUGCAGCAGGUGCAGCUUGCCCAGUGGCAGAAGACUCUGCCACAGCGGCGGACCCGGAAUAUCGUGACCGGCCUGGGCAUCGGGGCCCUGGUGUUAGCUAUUUAUGGUUACACCUUCUACUCGGUGUCCCAGGAGCGUUUCCUAGAUGAGCUGGAAGACGAGGCCAAAGCUGCACGAGCCCGAGCUCUGGCAAGGGCAUCAGGACCCUAAUCUGUAUGGGCACUGAACAUCUCCAACUUGCAGGAGCCCCUUCACAUGGUGGAUGAUGCCCCGUGAUCCUACACAAAUUGAUGCCUGCUAACUGUGUCACUGCUUACCUUACGAACCUUGGACUAUGUUUGAGCCCAAGAAGCCAUGGUCUUAAUUAUGCAUUUAGUCAGUGUCAAGGGAACAUUGCCCACCUCUCACUGUGUACAGUGAUUGAGUCCUUGUUCGUUUCCUUGUUUGAAGGGUUUGUGACCUUGGCUUUUCCCAAACUUUCUUUGUGGUUUGCCCCCUUCACCUCCCAGGGGCUCAGCUGUUACGGGAGUGGGUGUGGCAGCUCUGUGCAGUGUUGGAGCCUAAAGCGGGAAAGAUAGGGUCAAGUUGAGAAUAAUAAUAAACUGAAUCAUCUCUCCUGGA